AUGCUUGCCCAGAUGCUGAGCCCAACCACCUCGGUCAGUCGAAGCCACCCUGUGGCACAGACGCAGUCCGCCUACGAGACGCUGGCGUGCACUCACGGUGUCGCUGUCAACGCGCCCGAUCCGAACGCCACCAAGACGAUCUACGACUUCCAGGUACUGAACUGUCGCCACGAGCUCUACGACCUUUGCCAACACAAGGGCUCGGUCGUGCUCAUCUGCAACGUGGCGAGCAAGUGCAAGUACUACACAGAAUCCGGCUACACCACCCUUGUGAACCUCUACCGCAAGCAUUAUUGCGAAGGGUUCGUCGUCCUGGCGUUUCCGUCCAACGAGUUUGGCAACGGAGAGCCAGGCGAUGAGGGUGAGAUUUCGGAGAGCAUCUCGUGCAUGUACCCGCAUAUCGGUAAGGUAGACUUUCCCAUCAUGGCCAAGGUGGUUAUGAACGGCGAUCACGAGCUGCCGCUCGUCGGGUUCCUGAAGAGUCGUAUCCGCGGCGCGCUAGGCCAGAGCGCUGUGCGGUGGAACUUCACCUGCUUUCUCGUCGAUCAGAAGGGUGCACCCUACGCUCGGUUUGCGCCUGGAGCCAGUAUUGCGGAGAUCGACGUCCGUAUUGAAGAGCUGCUGCAUCCGGUACCACCCCCAGCACCCAUGCCGCUCCUGCAGGCCGCGGACCCGUCUGCUGCAGUGGAGGCAGCCGUGGCGGAGGGAAGUCACCGCGCGAGCGGCGCCGUUGACAUGUCUUCUCUCGACGAGAACGCUAGGCACAUGACGCCGCCAUCGCCAGGCUUGAGGAAUCCUGAGUUCGUCACCGUCUCCACCACUUUCACAGUGACGAGCCUGACGGCUCAAGGCGGUCCGCCGGUGUCGGAGGACAGUGAUGAAGCGAACCGAGACCCCUCUCCCAACCAGGUCUCUGUCAGCAUGCUCGACGCGACAGUGGCAACGGUGGAGGAUGAGGACCUCACGGGCACCUCCGCCCCUCCUGAAGAGACGGCGGCGGAGGCGGAACAGCUGCAGUAA
Molecule: messenger RNA, 1020 nt
Organism: Leishmania braziliensis MHOM/BR/75/M2904
Lineage: Eukaryota; Euglenozoa; Kinetoplastea; Trypanosomatida; Trypanosomatidae
Product: putative glutathione peroxidase-like protein
Exons: 1
Coding region: 1-1020 (339 amino acids)
Biological process (GO): response to oxidative stress
Molecular function (GO): glutathione peroxidase activity
Source: RefSeq, a predicted model, not a curated record